CAGGUGAGGGGGGCAGACCGCAGGAAGCAGCGCUCUGGUCGGAUCGGACCUCCAGGAUUUGGUGAUGAUGCAGCAGAUGAACGAGUCGGAGCUCCAGGUGCGGCUGGAGGCGUUCAGCUUCGAGACGCACUUCGAUGAGCGUGGAGCGAUACAGUGGAUGCAGGAGAACUGGAGCAAGUCGUUCAUGUUCAGCGCGCUGUACGCCGCCCUGGUGUUCGGAGGUCAGCACUUCAUGAAGCCUCGGCCCAAACUGAACCUGCGGCUGCCGCUGGUCCUCUGGUCGCUGAGCCUGGCCGUGUUCAGCAUCAUCGGAGCGGUCCGGACCGGGUCCUACAUGCUGCACAUCCUGAGCGCCGGCGGCUUCAGACGCUCCAUCUGCGACCAGGGCUUCUACAUCGGACCCGUCAGCAAGUUCUGGGCCUACGCCUUCGUCCUCAGCAAGGCUCCAGAACUCGGCGACACGGCGUUCGUGGUGCUCAGGAAGCAGAAGCUGCUCUUCCUCCACUGGUACCACCACAUCACGGUGCUGCUCUACUCCUGGUACUCCUACAAAGACAUGGUGGCCGGCGGCGGCUGGUUCAUGACCAUGAACUACACCGUGCACGCGCUCAUGUACAGCUAUUACGCCGCGCGCGCCGCCGGAUUCCUCGUGCCCCGCCCCUUCGCCGUGGUCAUCACCAGCGCCCAGAUCGCCCAGAUGGCGAUGGGGCUGGCGGUGAGCGGCCUGGUGUACCGCUGGAUGCAGCAGGGCGACUGUCCGUCCCGCAUGGACAACAUCACCUGGGCCACGCUCAUGUACCUCAGCUACCUGCUGCUCUUCUCCAACUUCUUCUACCAGACCUACCUGCGCCGCGAAGCCAAGGCCAAGAGCCAGUAGGACCCGCCGGACCGGAGGGCGGCGCUGCUGAGCUGCUGCAGCAAACGAAGGGAAACCAGAGCAGAAGACGAAUUUAUUUCUGACUGGGAAUGAAGGAGCGUUUCCGGACCCGCUGGCUCCUGACUGCAGGUCCAAAGAUGGUUCCGAUCUAAAGAAUCAAACAUGAAGCUCAGCUGCUGAUCAGAGGUCCGAAAAUAUUCACCAUAUUUUGACUAAAUUUAUCAGCUUUGGACCCAAAAAAUGUUCUGAACCAUUUUUACCUUCUGUCUCAUUUCCAAGAUGUUUGAAAUAUGUAAAAAUAUAUUUAUAAUCUGAACCCGUCUGGUCCGAUACACUGGUUCUACUGGUUCCGGCCGAACCCAGGUUGGCUGGAGAGAGUAAACUGGGUCAGAACUGGAACUUUUACUUCUGUAAAUAUUUCCAUCAAUUUGUCUUUAAAAUGUCAAACUUCUGAUUCUGGAACCGAUCCAAAAGAACCGGUUCAGAUCCAGCUGAGCUCGUACAGGUAUGAAGGCAGCUGAUUGGCUGCUGGAAGGUCACGUGUUGGAGCUGGUUCUGGUCGGAGUUCUGAAGGAAACCAGCAGCUGGUUUCUAUGACGAAGACGAGAUCUUCCACCGAAUGAAUACUUGACGUUUUCCUGGGAUUUAUUUAUGGAUAUUUAUUGUUUAAAAAUGUAAUAAAAUGACUUUUUCAAUUUGUA
Messenger RNA from Gambusia affinis (western mosquitofish), 1578 nucleotides. Its product is annotated as elongation of very long chain fatty acids protein 6-like. Gene Ontology annotation, molecular function: fatty acid elongase activity. The coding region runs from base 65 to 877 and encodes 270 amino acids. Lineage: Eukaryota; Metazoa; Chordata; Actinopteri; Cyprinodontiformes; Poeciliidae. Gene Ontology annotation, biological process: fatty acid elongation, saturated fatty acid; fatty acid elongation, polyunsaturated fatty acid; fatty acid elongation, monounsaturated fatty acid. The record is from RefSeq and is a predicted model, not a curated record. The transcript is spliced from 4 exons. Gene Ontology annotation, cellular component: endoplasmic reticulum membrane; endoplasmic reticulum.